Messenger RNA from Actinia tenebrosa (Australian red waratah sea anemone), 2936 nucleotides. RefSeq names its product dopamine receptor D1.S. The record is from RefSeq and is a predicted model, not a curated record. Lineage: Eukaryota; Metazoa; Cnidaria; Anthozoa; Actiniaria; Actiniidae. Gene Ontology annotation, molecular function: G protein-coupled receptor activity. Gene Ontology annotation, biological process: G protein-coupled receptor signaling pathway. Gene Ontology annotation, cellular component: membrane.
AUUUUUCCGCGUUUCUUGAUAAGACUGUUUCUUUUUAAUUCUAGCUCCUGUUUUUCCACUUAUAGUAUUGAUAGCAAUAUAAAUUAGGUAUUUUGGAAGGAUUAAGUGGUUUUAGCUCGUCUUCCUGUGAAUUCCAUGAAUGACACUGGUGUCCUGUAGACUGCCUCACCCAUAAAGAGAUUGUUUCCAUUCUAAACACAUUUUGCAUCACGAGCAUAUUUAGUGUACAAAAUAAUAAUAAUAAUGAUGUACAUGAUGUCUUUCCAGAUAGUUUCAGGUCUUUUAGAUUAUAAUAUUACUGGCCAUAUUGAUCAACCAGAUAAGAUUACUCCAGUAUAAGCAAACUAACGGUCACGUAAAGCUGUAACUCGGCCCUGUUGAGAUAAAAACUCGAACUAAAGGAGCUCUCAAAUUCUAGAAAACAACAUCCUAGAGUGCAAAGGUUUCAUUCUGUUGGUAUUUCGAGUGCUUUACCCUUGAGUCUACACUCGCUCGUCACAUGAAAGCCUCGUCAAUAUCUGUUUUCUGAUUAUGUUACAUUAUGUUACCUGGUGAAAUCCCUUGUCCUUUGUCAGUAUUAACUAGCAUUUUCUGAUCUAAUCUCAGUUUAAUCUUAAUUCUAAAUGGAUAUUCGCUUCAAGAGUUGAGUUUGGCUUCUCCGCACCACGUAGCAGAUGUAACUUUCCCCAACAUUGGAAAUUUGAAUCGUGACGAACUUCAAAGGGAGAAACGACCAAGAAUGAUUGUCUAUUGAGAUUAAAAAUAAUUUCGAAAGUGCGCCCACUGCGAAACUAGUUCGAAACUACGAAUACUGUCUUGAGUCAGUAACGAACCGAGUAUAGUUACACAUCAGACGAGCUGAUCGCUUUACCUGACCGAUAUACAGUUUCAUCACUCGGCCCACAAGAUAAUGACGUCAUCUGACAUUCAGAACACAAGCUUUCUGUCCCCACAACACGGCCAGAUCGUCCUGGAGCUUGGUGCCAAACACGUGAUUUUGUCAAUCAGCCUCGUUCUCAUUCAAUUUUUUGCUAUAUUUGGAAACACGAUGCUGUUCUUGGUGGUCUACCGUAAACCCCAUUUGCGCACGCGCACUAAUAUGUUUAUAUUGAAUCUAGCGUUUGCAGACUUGGGCGUGGCCAUUCUCUGCAUGCCAUUCUCCGUGAUCACCUGUGUACGGCAGUCCUGGGUGUUCGGUGACGCUCUUUGUCAGUUCAAUGGUUUCAUUAACAUCACGUUCGCCAUGUGUUCGCUACUCACACUGACUGCUAUUGGUAUAGACAAGUACUUUACUAUCGUGAAACCGCUGGACCGAGUAAUGACGAGACAGCGGGCGCUCCUGAUGCUGGCAGUCGCGUGGGUUGAACCCGUGUUGUUUGCAUCGCUGCCACUUACUGGCUUCACACGAUAUGAAUAUAAACAAGGAAGUUCUCAAUGCGGUGUACAGAACCCAGUCUCUCUCGCACAAACCAUACACGCAGGACUGGUAUUCCUCGUCGCUUACGUCAUACCGCUAAGCAUCAUGGGAUUUGCUUACGUCAAAAUUUACAAAACAGCUCGACUUCACAACCGUCGUAUGAGCCACACAUCGAUGACUACAAGAGUAUCUACAUCUAGAUCAAUUCAAAACCAGAUCGCUUUAACUAUCUUCAUCAUGCUCAUGGUGUUUAUUAUUUGCUGGACGCCUUACUUCAUUUACGUGGCUUACAUCACAGCUAAUCACGUGACUAACGAUCUAACAGGUGACCUUGGACUGGCAGCUUAUUGGUGCGUGUUCUUGAACAGCGCCUUGAAUCCUUAUAUCUACGGGAUUCGUAAUCCACAUUUCAGGGCAGCAUUCAAAGAAGUUUGGAUGUCUGCAACUCGUUCUUUCUGUAGCUUAUUCAGUAACGUCAAAAAGAGGGGAUAUUCCAACUCUUCCACUACCGUAACAAAGACUUCCCAGGCUUCUCCUAACAACAACGUAUCGUCUCGAAGUCCGAGUGUUCUGCUAAUGUGCAGUUCCCAAAUAGCGCAUACCGGAAGUGACGAGAAAUCGGAAAAAGAUGUGGAAAAGGGAUGCAAAGCUCAAGAAGAUCACGACUUGCCAGAACAUUCAGAAUUACAGGACAAAAGAUCGGAUUACAAACCUGCCCAUAAAACCGUAGAAAACCAGCUCAAUUACAACACUCCCCUGAUUUCUCACAUCAACCAAGGAUUUGAGGACAAGGAUUCUUGCUGUCAUGAAUGUUCACGAACCAUAAGAGAACAAAACAUACACAACUGUGAUGACCACUCGUUACUAAGGCAACAGUGUGUAUCUCGAAACAUACCACACGGCUCUUCACGGCGUAUGCUCAGACCUCACACGCAUCCUCAAACUAAGCCUUGUAAUCGACUAGACACUCGAACUGAAUUCAAAAUGGCUACGCACGUGCGCAUUCAAAGGCGGUGUACGCAUGCGCACAGGAAAAGUACUGGGAGAACCAAUCAGAUGAUACACAUAGGGCCACGUGGGUUUAAUAUAAAUAGUCACGUGAAUGCAUCAGAUAGCGGAACUUGUCAAAGUCAACUGAGCUGUAAGAUUAGACAAUCAAAGGAAAACAGAAAAAGAAGAAAAAUGCAUUGGAUUGAGACGUAUUUGUAAUUAUGUUUCCUCAGUAUGUUGAUAAUGACCACGGUUCGAAACUAAGGCCCCGUCCACACGUAUCCGGAAAUUUUUGUAUCUGCAAAUUAUUUUUUGCGGAUACGAAAAUGUUUGCGUCCACACGCAGCGUAUUCGAAUCGUUUUCACCGUCCACACGUAUCCGUUUUCGUAAAAUUUGCGGAUACGGACACAAAAAUUUGCGGGCACGUGUGGACGCAACCUAUAUCCGUAAAAAACAAUUGCGGAUAAAAAUUGCGCCUAAGCGACUCCAAUGAUCAAUACUUGCCUAAUUAAAGCUGGAAUGACUUGU